This is a messenger RNA of Cyphomyrmex costatus, 1082 nucleotides long. RefSeq names its product transcription factor Sox-14. Gene Ontology annotation, molecular function: RNA polymerase II cis-regulatory region sequence-specific DNA binding; DNA-binding transcription activator activity, RNA polymerase II-specific. The coding region runs from base 1 to 978 and encodes 325 amino acids. Gene Ontology annotation, biological process: positive regulation of transcription by RNA polymerase II; cell differentiation. Gene Ontology annotation, cellular component: nucleus. The transcript has 2 exons. Lineage: Eukaryota; Metazoa; Arthropoda; Insecta; Hymenoptera; Formicidae. The record is from RefSeq and is a predicted model, not a curated record.
AUGCUUAGUUUAGAUCAGGAACAAAUACCGUACAAUCCAGUCUUAGUCAAUUCAAACUCGGACGCAGAUUUGAACUACGGAGUCGACAUAAACUCACCGUCUUUGCACUCAAUGUAUCAUUCGUUUUCUAAUGUAAUGCCACCUGAAGUUAACAUUAGAAACGCGAAUAAUGUCGAGCAACAGACACUUGCGCAACAAGAGAAACACAUUAAGAGGCCUAUGAACGCGUUCAUGGUGUGGGCACGUGACAAACGGAAGUUGAUUUCCCAAGAGAAUCCAAAGAUGCACAAUUCAGAGAUUUCGAAGAUGCUCGGUGUAAUGUGGAAGAAGCUCACCGACGAAGAUAAAGUUCCUUACAUCGAGAAAUCGAAGCGUCUGCGUCUUCAGCUCCUAAGGGAUCAUCCGGAUUACAAGUAUCGGCCUCGAAGAAAGGUCAAAACAGUACCAAUGGCAAAUCAAUAUGCCAUGGGCUUACCUCCGACACAUCGCACUAGUUUUCCUAUCUCGCCUGUUUAUGGUGCGCCGAUCGUCAAUCCUUCGAUCAUAUCUCAUACACUGCAGCCCUAUAAUUAUCCGUAUCACAGGACUCUCCGUUUUAAGUUCAGAGACCCAGAUAUGUUGUCCACGUCAAUGGUUUCGGCUGAUGGCAACAACAACGCGUCUUUGGACGUCAAUAGCUUGUAUCAACUUUACUCGAUGGCACCGGCAGUUGGUAAUUCGACAUUGGCGCAGCAUCACCUGAACCCGUUCUUCUCGACCAGCCAUCAUACAUUAGGAACUAACAGUCUCCAUUCCCAUCUGGUGUUGCCCUCGACAUCCGAAGGUACAGGAAGCGAUAAAUCCGUCAACAAUUGUGAUACCAACCCAUCACCAUCUUCAUCAUCGAUGCACUCGCUUGAAGCACUGACACAAUCUGGGCCAUCUACGUCGGAUCCUGAUUGGUUUCAUAGAUAUAAUUCGGCUCCGUUUUCACGAUGAAAUAUGAAGAUAUAUAAUUCGGGUUUUAUCGGGUCAUUAUCAUGUACCUGCAAAAAACAAUACAUUUGAUAAUAAAGUUAUUCUUAUGAACUACACACAUAAUA